CCCACCAUGAACUCCAACUACGAGCCGCAGACGGGGGAGGAACCCGAGGAGCUGCCGGCCACCGAGAAGGACCUGGCCGAGGACGCUCCGUGGAAGAAGAUCCAGCAGAACACCUUCACCCGCUGGUGCAACGAGCACCUCAAGUGCGUCAACAAGCGGAUCGGGGACCUGCAGAAGGACCUGAGCGACGGCCUGCGCCUCAUCGCCCUGCUGGAGGUCCUCAGCCAGAAGAAGAUGGGCCGCAAGUACCACCCCCGCCCCAACUUUCGACAGAUGAAGCUGGAGAACGUCUCGGUGGCCUUGGAGUUCCUGGAGAGGGAGCACAUCAAGCUGGUCUCCAUCGACAGCAAAGCCAUCGUGGACGGGAACCUGAAGCUGAUCCUGGGGCUGAUCUGGACGCUGAUCCUGCACUAUUCCAUCUCCAUGCCCAUGUGGGAGGAUGAGGAGGAGGAGGAUGCCCGCCGGCAGACGCCCAAGCAGCGCCUGCUGGGCUGGAUCCAGAACAAGGUGCCCCAGCUGCCCAUCACCAACUUCAACAGAGACUGGCAGGACGGGAAGGCACUGGGGGCACUGGUGGACAACUGCGCGCCCGGUCUGUGCCCAGACUGGGAGAGCUGGGACCCCAACAAGCCAGUGCAGAACGCUCGGGAGGCCAUGCAGCAGGCGGACGACUGGCUGGGGGUCCCCCAGGUGAUCGCCCCCGAGGAGAUCGUGGACCCUAACGUGGAUGAGCACUCGGUGAUGACCUACCUGUCCCAGUUCCCCAAGGCCAAGCUCAAGCCAGGGGCACCCAUCCGUGCCCAUCAGCCCCAGCCCGGCCGUGCCCGCGCCUACGGCCCUGGCAUUGAGCCCCAGGGGAACGUGGUGCUGAAGCCAGCGCAGUUCACGGUGGAGACCCUGGAGGCAGGGAUGGGAGAGGUCCUGGUCUAUGUUGAGGACCCUGAAGGCCACACUGAGGAGGCCAAGGUGGUGCCCAACAACGACAAGAAGAGGACCUACAGCGUCACCUAUGUCCCCAAGGUUGGGGGGCUGCACAAGGUGACCGUGCUGUUCGCGGGGCAGAACAUCGACAGGAGCCCCUUUGGGGUCAACGUGGCCAUGGCCUCGGGGGAUGCCAACAAGGUGACAGCUCGUGGGCCAGGGCUGGAGCCCGUGGGCAACGUGGCCAACAAGCCCACCUACUUCGACAUCUACACUGCAGGAGCUGGCCCAGGAGAUGUUGGGGUGGUGAUUGUGGACCCUCAGGGUCGGAGGGACACGGUGGAGGUGAUGCUGGAGGACAAGGGGGACAACAUCUACCGCUGCACCUACCGCCCCGUCCUGGAGGGGCCACACACCAUCUGUGUCACCUACGCUGGAGCUCAGAUCCCCAAGAGCCCCUUCACUGUCAACGUGGCUGAAGCGUGCAACCCCUCGGCGUGCCGGGCCACCGGCCGUGGGCUGCAGCCCAAGGGCGUCAGGGUGCAGGAGGUGGCAGACUUCAGGGUGCUGACCAAGGGCGCUGGCACCGGAGAACUGCGGGUGCUCAUCAAGGGACCCAAGGGCACAGAGGAGCCGGUGAAGGUUCGGGACGUGGGUGAUGGAGUCUACGAGUGCGAGUACCACCCCAUGGUGCCCGGCAAGUACACGGUGGCCAUCACCUGGGGUGGCUAUGCCAUCCCCCGCAGUCCCUUCGAGGUGAUGGUGGCUCCCGCGCCGGGCACCCAGAAGGUUCGAGCCUGGGGUCCAGGGCUGGAGGGAGGAGUGGUAGGCAAGUCAGCAGACUUCGUGGUGGAGGCCAUUGGCACAGAAGUGGGCACCCUAGGUUUCUCCAUCGAGGGCCCGUCGCAGGCCAAGAUCGAGUGUGACGACAAGGGGGAUGGCUCCUGCGACGUCCGCUACUGGCCCACGGAGGCCGGGGAGUACGCCGUGCACGUGGUGUGUGACGACGAGGACAUCAAGGACAGUCCCUUCAUCGCCCACAUCCUGCCCGCCCCCAACGACUCCUGGCCGGAGAAGGUGAAGGCCUUUGGGCCAGGGCUGGAGCCCAACGGCUGCAUCGUGGACAGGCCGGCAGAGUUCACCAUCGACACCCGCGGUGCUGGCAAGGGGCCCCUCAAGCUCUAUGCACAGGAUGCCGAGGGCUUCCCCAUCGACAUCAAGGUGAAGGACAAUGGGGAUGGCACCUACCACUGUGUCUACAUGCCCACCAAGGCCAUCAAGCACACCAUUAUUGUCACCUGGGGAGGUGUCACCACCCCCCGCAGUCCCUUCAGGGUGAACGUGGGUGAGGGCAGCCACCCUGGCAGGGUGAAGGUCUACGGGCCAGGCGUGGAGAAGACAGGGCUGAAGGCCAGCGAGCCCACCUACUUCACUGUCGACUGCAGCGAGGCUGGGCAGGGCGACGUGAGCAUCGGGAUCAAGUGUGCCCCAGGGGUGGUGGGACCACUGGAGGCUGACAUUGACUUUGACAUCAUCAAGAAUGACAAUGACACCUUCACAGUGAAGUACACCCCACCAGGAGCUGGGCUCUACACCAUCAUGGUCCUCUUUGCCAACCAGGAGAUCCCCAGCAGCCCCUUCCGCAUCAAGGUGGACCCAUCCCAUGAUGCCAGCAAGGUCAAAGCUGAGGGACCUGGGCUCAACAGGACAGGGGUGGAGGUGGGGCAGCCCACCCACUUCACGGUGCAGACAAAGGGCGCUGGCAAGGCCCCCCUGGACGUGCAGUUUGGGGGGUCAGGACCUGGCCCAGCUGUGAGGGACUUCGAGGUGAUCGACAACCAUGACUACUCCUACACUGUCAAGUACACCCCUCUGCAGCAGGGUCCUCUGGCUGUGGUGGUCACCUACGGAGGGGACCAGAUCCCCAAGAGCCCCUUCCCUGUCACCGUGGCCCCCCCACUGCAGCUUGGCAAGGUCAAGGUGCAGGGGCUCAACAGCAAGGUGGAGGUGGGUCAAGCCCAGGAGUUCACAGUGGAGACCUCAGGAGCUGGAGGCCAGGGCAAGGUGGAGGUGAAGGUCACUGGCCCCUCCCGCCGCCCCAUCCCCUGCUCUGUGGGUCCUGCCCCUCUGGGGGGUUCCCACCCUGUCAGCUUCACACCACCUGAGGAGGGACCCUACAAGGUGGAGGUGACCUACGACGGACACCCCGUGCCUGGCAGCCCCUUCCCGCUGGAGGCUCUGCUGCCCCCUGACCCCACCAAGGUGAGUGCCUAUGGGCCAGGGCUGCAGGGUGGCCGCGUGGGCACCCCGGCUCCCUUCACCAUUGACACCAAAGGCGCUGGCACCGGUGGCCUGGGGCUGACUGUGGAAGGUCCCUGUGAGGCCAAGAUCGAGUGCCAGGACAACGGGGAUGGGUCCUGCUCCGUCUCCUACCUGCCCACUGAGCCUGGGGACUAUGCCAUCAACAUCCUCUUUGCUGAGAGGCACAUCCCUGGAAGCCCCUUCAAGGCUGUGGUGACCCCCGUCUUUGAUCCCAACAAGGUGACAGCCAGCGGGCCUGGUUUGGAGCGGGGCAAAGCUGGUGAGGUGGCCACCUUCAUGGUGGAUUGCUCCAAAGCUGGGGACGCCGACCUGACCAUUGAGAUCAUCUCGGAAGCUGGGGUGAAAGCCGAGGUCCUCAUCCAGAACAACCGGGAUGGCACCUACACCAUCACCUACACCCCGGCCUGCCCCGGUUCCUACACCAUCACCAUCAAGUACGGUGGACAUCCCGUCCCCAAGUUCCCCAUCCGGGUCACCAUUGACCCAGCUGUGGACACCAGUGGUGUCAAGGUCUAUGGCAAAGGCGUGGAGCCGAGAGGGGUGCUGCGCGAGGUGGGCACAGACUUCACGGUGGACGCCCGGGCACUCACCAAGGUGGGAGGUGCCCACGUCAAGGCCCGGGUGGUCAACCCCUCGGGGGCCACCACGGAGACCUACGUCACCGACCACGGGGAUGGCACCUACCGUGUGGACUACACCCCCUACGAGGACGGCAUGCACCGGGUGGAGGUGACCUAUGACGACGUGGCUGUCCCCAAGAGUCCCUUCCGCGUUGGGGUGGCAGAGGGCUGUGACCCCAGCCGCGUGCGGGCACAUGGGCCCGGCCUGGAGGGUGGCCUGGUUGGCAAGGCCAACCGCUUCACCGUGGAGACCAGGGGUGCGGGCACCGGGGGACUGGGCCUGGCCAUCGAGGGUCCCUCUGAGGCCAAGAUGUCCUGCAAGGACAACAAGGAUGGGAGCUGCACAGUGGAGUACAUCCCCUUCACGCCUGGUGACUACGACGUCAACAUCACCUUUGGUGGCCACCCAAUCCCUGGAAGCCCCUUCAGGGUGCCUGUGAAGGACGUGGUGGACCCCAGCAAGGUCAAGUGCUCAGGGCCAGGUCUGGGCCCUAGCGUCAGGGCCAGGGUGCCCCAGACCUUCACGGUGGACUGCAGUGCCGCAGGGCUGGCACCCCUCGAGGUCACAGUGCUGGGACCUUCUGGUCUGGCAGAGCCAGUGGAGGUCCGUGACAACGGUGAUGGCACCCACAAGGUCAACUAUACCCCAGCCACCGAUGGCCCCUACACCGUGGCCGUCAAGUUUGCCGACCAGGAGGUGCCCCGCAGCCCCUUCAAGAUCAAGGUUCUGCCAGCCCACGAUGCCAGCAAGGUGAGGGCCAGUGGGCCUGGGCUGAGUGCCAGUGGCAUCCCUGCCAGCCUGCCUGUGGAGUUCACCAUCGAUGCCCGCGAUGCCGGAGAGGGGCUCCUCACCGUCCAGAUCCUGGACCCUGAGGGCCAGCCCAAGAAGGCCUCAAUCCGGGACAAUGGCGAUGGCACCUACACGGUGUCCUAUGUGCCCGACCUGCCCGGCCGCUACACCAUCACCAUCAAGUAUGGCGGCGAUGAGAUCCCUGCCUCCCCCUUCCGCAUCCUGGCUGUGCCCUCCGGCGAUGCCAGCAAGUGCCUGGUCACAGUAUCCAUUGGGGGCCAUGGACUGGGUGCCUGCUUGGGUCCCACCAUCCAGAUCGGGGAGGAGACGGUGAUCACGGUGGAUGCCAAAGCUGCUGGUCAAGGGAAGGUGACCUGCAAGGUGUCCACACCUGACGGGGCAGAACUGGACGUGGAUGUGGUGGAGAAUCACGAUGGGACCUUCGAUAUCUACUACACCGCCCCCGAGCCCGGGAAAUAUGUCAUCACCAUCCGCUUCGGGGGAGAGCACGUCCCCAACAGCCCCUUCCACGUCAUGGCCACAGAGGAGCCACCUGCCACCACCGAGAACCUCCGUCCCUUCAACCUCGUCAUCCCCUUCACCGUGCAGAAGGGGGAGAUCACAGGGGAGGUGAGGAUGCCCUCAGGGAAGACGGCCAGACCCAACAUCACGGACAACAAGGACGGGACGGUGACGGUGCGCUAUGCACCCACCGAGAAGGGCCUGCACGAGAUGGACAUCCGCUACGAUGGCAACCACAUCCCUGGGAGUCCUCUCCAGUUCUACGUGGACGCCAUCAACCCCCGUCACGUCAGUGCUUACGGGCCAGGGUUGAGCCAUGGCAUGGUCAACAAGCCCUGCACCUUCACCAUCGUCACCAAGGAUGCUGGGGAGGGUGGACUCUCAUUGGCUGUGGAAGGUCCUUCCAAAGCAGAGAUCACCUGCCAGGACAACAAGGAUGGGACCUGCACUGUGUCCUACCUGCCCACCGCCCCUGGGGACUACAACAUCAUUGUCCGCUUCGAUGACAAGCACAUCCCUGGAAGCCCCUUCACGGCCAAGAUCACUGGUGACGACUCCAUGCGGACGUCCCAGCUCAACGUGGGCACCUCCACUGACGUCUCGCUGAAGAUCACGGAGACGGACCUGAGCCUGCUGACGGCCAGCAUCCGGGCACCGUCGGGCAACGAGGAGCCCUGCCUGCUCAAACGGCUGCCCAACCGCCACAUCGGUAUCUCCUUCACACCCAAGGAAGUUGGUGAACAUGUAGUGAGCGUGAAGAAGAGCGGGCAGCACGUCACCAACAGCCCCUUCAAGAUCCUGGUGGGACAGUCAGAGAUUGGAGAUGCCAGCAGGGUGAAGGUGUGGGGCAAGGGGCUGGUGGAAGGUCACACCUUUGAGACAUCAGAGUUCAUCGUGGACACACGCAGCGCUGGCUAUGGUGGGCUGGGCUUGUCCAUCGAGGGUCCCAGCAAGGUGGACAUCAACUGUGAAGAUGUGGAAGAUGGCACCUGCAAGGUCACCUACUGCCCCACCGAGCCAGGCAACUACAUCAUCAACAUCAAGUUUGCUGACAAACAUGUGCCAGGAAGCCCCUUCACGGUGAAGGUGACCGGUGAGGGACGCAUGAAGGAGAGCAUCACGCGGCGGCGCCAGGCCCCCUCCAUCGCCACCAUUGGCAGCACCUGCGACCUCAACCUGAAGAUCCCAGGGAACUGGUUCCAGAUGGUGUCGGCGCAGGAGCGCCUGACGAGGACCUUCACGAGGAGCAGCCACACCUACACCCGCACUGAGCGCACCGAGAUCAGCAAGACGCGGGGUGGAGAGACCACGCGCGAGGUGCGGGUGGAGGAGUCCACCCAGGUCGGAGGAGAUCCCUUCCCCAACGUCUUCGGGGGCUUCCUGGCCAGAGAGGGUCUUGGCACCUUUGGGUCCAUCGCUCGAGCCCAGGAGGGGGAGGCGUCGGCGCAGGAGCUGUCGGCGCAGGUGCUGAGCCCCUCGGGACAACGCUUCGAGGCGGAGGUGGUGUCGGGGGGCGCGGGGGUGUACAGCGUGCGCUUCGUGCCCCAGGAGAUGGGGCCCCACACCGUCAGCGUCAAGUACCGCGGGCAGCACGUGCCCGGCAGCCCCUUCCAGUUCACUGUCGGACCCCUGGGCGAGGGCGGCGCACACAAAGUCAGAGCGGGGGGCACCGGCCUCCAGAGAGGCGUGGCAGGGGUGCCAGCCGAGUUCAGCAUCUGGACGCGGGAGGCAGGGGCCGGGGGGCUCUCCAUCGCCGUGGAGGGGCCCAGCAAGGCUGAGAUCUCCUUCGAGGACAGGAAGGAUGGGUCCUGUGGGGUCUCCUACCUCGUCCAGGAGCCUGGUGACUACGAGGUCUCCAUCAAGUUCAACGAGGAGCACAUCCCUGACAGCCCCUUCGUGGUGCCCGUGGCAUCCCACUCCGAUGACGCCCGGCGCCUCACUGUCACCAGCCUCCAGGAGACGGUGACAGUGAACCAGCCGGCGUCAUUUGCGGUGCAGCUGAACGGGGCCCGGGGGGUGAUCGACGCCAAGGUCCACACGCCCGCGGGCAUCGUGGAGGAGUGCUACGUGUCCGAGCUGGACAGCGACAAGUACGCCAUCGGGUUCCUGCCGCGGGAGAACGGGGUGCACUCCAUCGACCUGCGCUUCAACGGGCGCCACGUCCCCGGCAGCCCCUUCAACAUCCGCGUGGGCGAGCAGAGCCAGGCCGGCGACCCCGGGCUGGUCACCGCCUACGGGCCCGGCCUCGAGGGCGGCAUCACAGGUGUGUGCUCGGAGUUCCUGGUGAAGACAGCCAACGCGGGGGCAGGGGCCCUGGCUGUCACCAUUGAUGGGCCCUCCAAGGUGAAGCUGGACUGUGUGGAGUGCGCCGAGGGCCACCGCGUCACCUACACACCCAUGGCCCCUGGCAACUACCUCAUCUCCAUCAAGUAUGGUGGCCCCCACCACAUUGUUGGCAGCCCCUUCAAGGCCAAGGUCACCGGCCCACGUCUGUCAGGGGGUCACAGCCUGCAUGAGACGUCGACAGUGCUGGUGGAGACAAUGACAAGAGGGAGCACAGCGACGUCCAGAGGUCCACCUGCUUUUGGGGGGCUUCCCAAGUUCUCCUCAGACGCAAGCAAGGUGGUGGCAAGGGGACCAGGGUUGUCCACUGCCUUCCUUGGCCAGAAGAACCACUUCACAGUGGACUGCAGCAAGGCUGGUACCAACAUGCUGAUGGUGGGGGUCCACGGCCCCAAGACCCCGUGUGAGGAGGUUUACGUCAAGCACGUUGGCAACAGGAUCUACAACGUCACCUACACAGUCAAGGAGAAGGGGGACUACGUCCUCAUCCUACGCUGGGGAGAUGACAACGUCCCCGGCAGCCCCUAUCGUGUCACUGUCCCCUGACCCCCACACCCACCCACAACUCCCCCAC
Molecule: messenger RNA, 8092 nt
Organism: Indicator indicator
Lineage: Eukaryota; Metazoa; Chordata; Aves; Piciformes; Indicatoridae
Gene: FLNC
Product: filamin C
Exons: 48
Coding region: 7-8064 (2685 amino acids)
Biological process (GO): actin cytoskeleton organization
Molecular function (GO): actin filament binding
Source: RefSeq, a predicted model, not a curated record